AUGGGCAAGUCAAUCUCCCUCUACAUAUACGUGAGGGUUAUUGACUAUUUGCAGAGGGAGUUAGCUAAUACAUCUUGGGAAUUGAGUAUUUUGUUGCCAAACCAUAAAUUUGGGAAAAAAGGGGAAGAAAAGGGUUCUGAUAAAGCUUGUAUUUCCAUUAAUAUUGAAGCUGGUAAAUUUAUAGACAGGUUAUCAGAGCCUUUGGGACAAACGAACAAAAAAUGGUUUAUAAAUUUGACAGAUGUAAACAUUCCUACAGAAGUUUCUAAUUUAUUACAAUUUGGUAACAAUUUUAAUCUCCCGGACUCUAAUAAUAAAGUAAAACAAAUUAGAGAAUUUAUUAAGGACAUAGAAAGUAGUACGAACAAGAACAGCAAUAAUUUAGCUUUGAUUACACAAAUUAGAAAUAUUGCAAUUCCAGAAUUCCACCAAUUCUUACAUAAUAACAAUAACAUUAACAAUGCUGAUAAAAAAAUCAAUAAGAUGUUAAGAUUUACGACAAAUUGGUGUAAUAAUAAUAAAGAUAUAAUCUUUACGAGAGCUGAUAAGGGUAAUGCUACAGUAGCCUUAGAACUGAAAUUUUACAAUAACAAAGUUUUAGAACUACUUAGUGACUCGGAAACAUAUGCAGUGGUUAGAAAGAAUCCUUCAUCAAUAAUAGAAAAAAAUCUUAAUGAUAUGUUAAAAAAAUGGCAUAAAAAAGACUACAUUAAUGAUAGAGAAUUAUGGCGUCUCCGAUCUAGCGAUGCAUUGUUACCAAAAGCAUACGCUCUACCAAAAAUACAUAAAGAAGGUGUUCCAUUUAGAAUCAUAGUUUCAUCAGUUAAUACAGCGUUGUACCAUUUAGCUGGCUUCAUACAGGACAUCAUUUCGAAAAAUAUUCCUUCUGCAAAUAGUAAAGUUAAAAAUAGUUUUGAUCUUUAUGACAAAUUAACUGGAAUGGCUCUUGAAGAAUCGGAGAUUAUGAUAUCACUAGAUGUACAGUCACUGUUCACAAACGUUCCCAUAGAUUUAGCGAUAGUAGGAAUAGAGAAAAGAUGGGACUCCAUAAAAGAGGCUACAAAAAUUCCAAAAACAGAAUUCAUUAAUGCUAUAAAGUUCAUUUUAAAUUCAACAUACUUUACUUUUAAUGGAACUAUUUAUAAACAAACGUUUGGUACUCCCAUGGGAUCCCCUCUUUCCCCUAUUAUAGCAGACAUCGUCAUGGAGGAUUUAGAGGAAAAAGCUCUUUGUUUUAUUAAUCCUCGAUUGUCUGCUUAUUUCAGAUAUGUAGAUGACGUCUUUUUAAUUGCCUCCAAAGAUACAGUACCUCAAAUAUUGAAAAUGUUUAAUGAACAACAUGACAGGCUUAAAUUUACAAUCGAAUAUGAGGAAAAUCACAA
Messenger RNA from Trachymyrmex cornetzi, 1382 nucleotides. RefSeq lists its product as uncharacterized. Lineage: Eukaryota; Metazoa; Arthropoda; Insecta; Hymenoptera; Formicidae. The annotation marks the transcript as partial. The transcript has 3 exons. The record is from RefSeq and is a predicted model, not a curated record.